AUGCUUGUUCAGCAGUGGAUUGUCGGUCUGCGCGAUGAAAAAGCUCGGGAAAAUCUUUUAUCAGAGAAGAAGGAUUUGUCAUGGGAGAAAGCCUGUGAUAUCGCCAGUCAUCGGGAGCGCGUGCGACAAAAACUUCAGCAGCUGAAUCAGUCAAACGAUGGGGUGAUAGCAUCCUUGGAAUCUGAAAUGGCUGUCUCCCUAGUCAACGCUGCUGUUUCUUCACCUAAACAGCGAUCCUCCGCUCCCUCAAAAAAUUGCCAUCCUGCCACCGUUGUGAUCGGCAUUAUGUCCGGUGGUCAGACUGUAGACACCAGAAGACGGUAUGCCAGUUUUGCAAGAAAGUCGGCCACAUCGACCGAGUGUGUUUCUCCAAAAGAUGCGCGAAUACUAACACGCAUGCGACCUACCCUAAUCCAGCUGGGGAUGGCGAGUCGAUACUCCGAAUGUUUUCGGCCAACGCGCCACUCCAAUCGCCUUACACCAUCACGCUCCCGGUUGAUCACCACCCCGUGAAGUUUGAAAUCGACACUGGCUCAGCUGUUACUCUCAUCAAUGAGACCUCUCUUCAGAAAUUACCCUCCCUCCUUCCGGCUAGCUCAACAUUCCGUGGUUACACUGGACAGAACUUAAAUGUUCGAGGGGUCUUUACAGCCGAAGUCGAGCAUGAUGGAGAACUUCCUUACUUGCUGGUUCAUGCGCUGAGAAGAAUCCAGCAACCAAAUCUCCUUAGACGAAAUUGGAUUAAAUGUGUGCUUUCUGUGCUAUCCUAUGUACAUCGGAUUGGUGUAAAUCCGGCUUUAGAUUCAAUUUUUGUAAAUCAUAAAGAUCUAUUUCGUGACGAUUCUGCUACCUACUACCGCGGCCCACCUGCUAAGUUUCAGUUUCAGUCAGAUUUCCGGUCCCGGUUCUUCAAAGCUCGUACAGUCCCCUAUGCAGUCGCACCGAAGUUCGAAGAAGAGCAAGAUCGUCCACAGAAAGCGAAUUUUAUUGAGCCCGUGCAAUAUUCGGAAAGGGCAGUCCCAAUAGUUCCUGUUCUUAAAACCGAUGGUUCUGUGCGUAUCUGCGGCGACUGCAAGCUGACAAUCAACUCAGCAACUAAACUGAACCCUUAUCCUCUCCCGCGCAUCGAGGAUCUGUACGCAUUUCUCUUGGGUGAUCAUCAGUUUACAACUUUGGACCUAAAGCAUGCCUACAACCAAGUCGUCCUGUAUACUGAAUCCCGAGACGCCACCACCAUCAAUACGCAUCGGGGUUUAUUUCGAUAUAAAAGACUACCAUUUGGAGUAAUUUCGCCCCCCGUUUUAUUUCAAUGCUUGGUUGAUAUCCUCGUGAAGGAUAUACCCCACGUUUGCGCAUACCCUGACGAUAUAUUAGUCGCCGGCCCAUCUGAACAUAGUCAUCUAGAGAUUCUAAGCAUCGUGUUAGGACGUUUAGAAGAAGCAGGUUUUAAGCUCAGGAGAGAAAAGUGCACUUCCCUUGCCGACUCGGUAGAAUACCUGGGCUUCAGGGUGGAUAAAACUGGCCUCCAUCCACUCAAACAUAAGCUCAAAGCCUUGAAGGCGGCGUCGCGCCCCAACAAUACUAGUCAAUUGCGUUCAUUCUUGGAUUUGGUCCCCACUUUAGUCGCUUUAUUAAUCAGUCGGGUACGAUUCUAAAGCCCCUUUAUCGACUACUUGAAAAGAAUCGCUGCUGGAAUUGGUCGGAGGUCGAACAAAGUGCUUUUGAACAGGCAAAGGCGGCUCUUACCUCCUCAUCUGUCCUAGUUCACUAUGACCCCGAAAAGCCUAUCAUACUGAAAUGUGAUGCGUCUCCGUACGGCGUAGGUGCGGUUUUCAUGCACCGAAUGCCUUCUGGUGCGGAGAUGCCGAUUGUCUUUGCAUCAAGAACCAUGUCACAGGCGGAAACCAACUAUUCACAACCAGAUAAAGAGGCCUUGGCAGUAAUGAUUGGCCAACAUCGCUUCCACCUGUAUCAUUUUGGCCGACCCUUUGAGAUUCACACUAAUCACAAACCCCUCUUAGGUUUGCUGAGAGAAAAACGAGGGAUACAACAGAUGUCCCCGCCGAGAAUGUAACGAUGGGCGCUCACCCUGUCUGCUUACACGUAUGUAAUGCAAUACGUUACUGGUAGUGCAAACGUAGUGGCUGACGCCUUUAGUAGGCUUCCUAUUGUGGACGAUGACAGUAACGGGGCACCUGUUUUUGAGACCGUGAAUCUUUUGCAGAACCUAGUCAACGUACCUGUAACCUGUCAACAAAUUCGACAGUGGACAUCGAGAGACCCACUCCUAAGUCGGGUAAAAAGAGCUCUACAAUCUGCCUGGCCGUCCUCUACCUACUCUGAUCUUCAACCAUUCUUUAGCCGUCAGAACGAGUUAAAUUUACAAGACGGAUGCAUACUAUGGGGCAAUCGUGUAGUUGUGCCACCAUAAGGCCGACGGCCCAGCUUCAGAUAAAUGCAUAAUAGAAUAGAAUAGGUUUAUUGUGGCACCCCUUGGGCACUGUCAGUCCCCUUGUUUGGUGGCCCAAAACUGACGCAGAUACAUAAAACGUGGUGAAAGCAUGUCACGUGCGCCAAAUAACACAGAAAACCUUACCGAAGGUUCCUCUGAAGCCCUAGGACUGGCCUGACUAGCCGUGGAAGAGGGUGCAUGUCGUUUAUUUUGGGCCAUUCCAAGGCCGUAUGUUUUUGGUGGUAGUUGACGCCCACACUAAAUGGAUCGAUGCGAUUCCGACAGGAAAUUCUUGUUCUUCACGGACUACAAUCAACAAGUUGCGAACCGUUUUUUCUACUUUGGGAUACCUGAAACGGUCGUUUCAGACAAUGGCCCGGCCUUUACUAGUGCAGAAUUUAAAGAUUUCAUGGAGAAAAUGGAAUUAAACAUUUAAAUACUGCCCCGUACCACGCUGCUUCUAAUGGCCUCGCAGAGCGUGUAGUCCAGACAAUAAAGCACGAACUAGACAGACAGACAGAAGCGGACUUGGCCACAAAGUUGUCACGCUUUCUGUUCAGCUAUCGCAUAACACCAAACGACUCAACUGGUGCUUCGCCUGCAGAAUUAAUGUUCAAGCGGCAGUUGCGCACACGACUCGACCUGCUUAAUCCAUCAACGCAUGAUAGAGUCAUUGCAAAACGGACGAAGAUAAAAGCACGAUAUGAUGUGAACACCCGACCACGAUUCGUCGUACCUAACGAAAGUGUUUACACGCGACUGAAACACGAAACGAACUGGUCUCCAGCGGUAGUUAGAACAAGCGAGGGGCAUUAGAGUGGAAUUAGAGUAAGAAGAUGGGAGAAUCGUGCGUCGACAUCUGAACCAAGUUUGCAGCCGAACGGACACAGCAAAUGGAGAGUUCGGAAAGUUCGAACUGCCAGCAACCCUUGGUAGGGAUCCUGACAUCCCGAGGACUGAACAUCUACUGCCUGCACAGAGCACUCCGCCACCGACCGAGGCGUAUGUUCCUCCUCCUCCUCCUCCUCCUCCUCCUCCUCCUCCUCCUCCUUCUGCCCCGGCCAGCACUAG
Messenger RNA from Spirometra erinaceieuropaei, 3523 nucleotides. The record is from the annotation of a GenBank genome assembly. Lineage: Eukaryota; Metazoa; Platyhelminthes; Cestoda; Diphyllobothriidea; Diphyllobothriidae.